CAGUGGAGCAGCGAGCGACCAGAGAAACGAGUCAGGAAGUUGUGGAGCUGCGACUGGAACUGGAGUAAAACACGAGGAGGACAAGUUACAGGAUCGUCUUUCAUCAGCACAAGGUGGACAAAUGGAUUCAUGUCCCUGUUUGAGGACGGUUUGAGUGGGUUGGACGCUGCAGGAGAGCCGGAGUCUCGUUAUCACUGACAGAACAGACAGAGUGCAGAGUUCAUCUUCAUAUCAUCUUCAUGUUCAUCAUGUCAGGCCGACUGGUCCCCGUCCUCCUCUCUCUGUGUCUGACACUGGGCUCGGUCCAGAGUCAGGGUUCGCCCCAGGACGCCUUCAUCAUCCAGUACCUGGAGAGGAGGCUGGCUCAGAUGGAGGAGCGUCUGAGUCAAUGUGAGCAGAGCACGUCCAGCGUCACCCAGAAGACCUACGACCUGUCCUCUGAGGUCAGGGCCUAUCUCUCCUCCCUCAGUGCACUGAGGUCCGAGGUGAGGACUCAGGUGGACGGCGUGUCGGUGCGUGUGGACCGGAUGGAGAGAGAGCUGGAGUAUCUGGAAAACAAGAUGCCCACGCAGAGCGACAUCGAGAUGGAGGAGGCGCUGCUGGAGCAACAGAUAAAAGCUGCAGAGCUGGACCAGCUGAAGAAGAAAGCAAAGAUCAUAGUGGAGAACGACUGCAGCACGGCUCUGACUCAGAUCAAGUCCCUGAAGAUCGUGAAGAAGGCAGGAGACACGCACGGCUCCUGGUUCAAGGACCCGUCAGGACAAUCUGCUAAGGUCUACCUGCUCAGUGGAGUCCGUAACGACACGCUGCUGGAGUACGUUUCCCUGCAGAGCUUCAGUGAGAGAACCACCUCCUCCUCGGCCAAGGUGGUGAAGCUGCCCUCCCACUGGCAGGGCACGGGCCACGUGGUCUACAACGGAUUCCUCUACUUCCACAAGGCAGAUACACCCAACCAGAUUCUGAAGGUGGACCUGUCGAACAGCACAGUGGUGGACAACACUCUCCUCCCAGGAGCAGGUCGACUCCCAGUCUACAGUCUGAACCCCGACACGUACCUGGACCUGGCUGUGGAUGAACUCGGCCUGUGGGUCAUCCACGCUGACCCUGAGUACGGAGGAAACCUGGUCAUUACCAAACUGGAUAAAGUGAGUUUAGCAGUUGAGUACACGUGGGACACACAGUGUAGAAGCCACGAUGCUGAAGGAGCCUUCCUGAUAUGUGGGACGCUGUACGUCGUCUACAACACGCGCUACGGAGGACGCUCCACCAUCCAGUGUCUCUACGACAUCCACGACACCAUCCACAGCAAUGAGAGUCCGGUGUUGUUCUUCCCAAAGCGCUACACCAGCCACAGCAGCAUCCACUACCACCCCGGGGACAAGCAGCUGUACGCCUGGGACGACGGCUACCAGACCAUCUACAGAGUGGAGACACGCAGGAACCACCAGGUCGCUGCCGAAUGAGCACAGAACCAAACACCUGACUUGUCACUGCACUCAGGAGCAAAGCUUCCGUCUAGAAAAAGACAAAUUUACCUGUGAGUUUAUAACCUGCUGUUUUCAGUUUAGUGAUCCUUUGCUGGCAAUGGACGCUGCCUUCAUCACUGUUAACCAUAGUGUCCAAGCAACUGCAUUUUAUACAGAGACUUUAUACUUUGUAUCACCAUAAUAAAGUGCACUAAAAUAU
Messenger RNA from Platichthys flesus (European flounder), 1686 nucleotides. It is a transcript of the gene olfml1, whose product is annotated as olfactomedin-like 1. Bases 240 to 1463 code for a protein of 407 amino acids. The record is from RefSeq and is a predicted model, not a curated record. Gene Ontology annotation, biological process: signal transduction. Lineage: Eukaryota; Metazoa; Chordata; Actinopteri; Pleuronectiformes; Pleuronectidae. The transcript is spliced from 8 exons.